Messenger RNA from Staurois parvus, 792 nucleotides. Lineage: Eukaryota; Metazoa; Chordata; Amphibia; Anura; Ranidae. The record is from the annotation of a GenBank genome assembly.
CAGAAAGCUCGGGUCCAUCAGCAACUCUCAGACCUCCGUACUGCCACCACCUUCACCAGGGGCCUCCUGCACUGCGGGCCCGACCACCAUAUUGUGCGUGCCAAGGUCCUGGCCCUGAGCCGCCUCCAAGAUCUCAGCCAUGGGGACCGCAGCAAAGCGGAACAGGUGGAGCCCGUCAGCAUCCAAUUCAGUCCGCUGGAACAGGCGGGGCCGUGCCGAGGAUACCAGGUGUACGGUGCGGUGCAGAGAGGGGGGGUCGACCCCGAGAGGUGCGAGGUCAAAGGGCAAGGACUUCACUCCGGGUCGUUGGGCGCUCUGUGUAGCUUCACCCUCAUCUCUAAGAACAAAGUGGAGGAACCACAGGAACAGCCGAGAGUCACCGUGCUACACAAAGAGUCUGGAAGAGCUCUCCAACCCUCCAUCCAGGAUAACCAUGACGGAACGUACCAGAUCUCCUACACCCCCACAGAGGCGGGGCAUCUGUCGGUCAGCGUGUGUGUAAGAAGCCGUCACAUCAAGGGAUCCCCCUUUAAUGUGACAGUGAGGGGCCCCCUGCGCUCCCACCCCGGCAUCUACCACUGCUGUACGUUCUGCUCCAGUGGAGGGCAGAAGGACGCUCGGUGCGGAUGUGGAGGCGCAAUGCCAGGGGGGUAUCAGGGCUGCGGACACGGCCACAAGGGUCACCCUGGACAUUCCCAUUGGUCAUGUUGUGGGUCCAUAUCGGAGAAGUCGGAGUGCAGUGGCGUGAAGGACUCUGCCCCCCGAAAUUUACUCAGGACUGUUGCUCUAUGA